AUGGACGACACGGAUUCCUUGAAGGACGCAUUCGUGAGCGCAGCCCGCUCAGCUUGUGACAUAACAGAGUCACUCAUGAAAGCAUCUGCUCCCUACAAAGACCAGGAUGCCGAGAUAGCCAGGUUUCAUUUGCAUUUCGAGGCCUAUCUACAAAGUUUCCGAAGAUUCAAGACCGGGUUCGAGCGUUUCAUUCUACAGACACCUGAUAAGAAUAAUACCAUUACACGGGAUCGAAUUCUGGUCGCUUUGAGUAGAAUCAGGGCGAACAUCGAAACACUUCAAAAGAAUGAAGGUCUAUUUUCCACCUUUUUAGUGUCCCACGUGGAACUGGUGGAAGAUCUUUUAUGUGCCCCGGAAAUGUUUGGGGUUAUAGCAGUAAACCUGAUCAAUUUAAAGGGGAAAUUCAAAUGGGCUGCGCAGGCCAUUGGUUCUGACGAGGCGACUUUAAAAUUGGCGAAGAGUAAAGAAGCGACGGAUUUUCUCGAUAUCAUCUCGCACGAAGCUCAGCAGGGAUAUUCACCCCCGCUUAAGCUCCAAGGUCUCGGAGACAUGGAGCUAUGGAGCAAUGACGCCGAGUCUAGUGGAGGCAAGGCUACAGUUCACGAAGCUGCCGAGUUAGAUUUGCCCUUUGACUCUGAGUACACGGUUCCCGAGGAGGCAAAUACGGAGCCGAUAAUCAGUGGACAUGGCAGGGAGUUGGGAUCCAAGGACAACCAGUACCACUUAUCUUCAACAGACUAUCUAUUUUCUGAUAUCGAGAUGUGGAAGACCUCUCGCCCAAAAAGAAAUCACGCCGACGAAUUAGGCACCGAUCAAAGCAGGGACCUCACGAUGGACCUUGCUCGCAUUGGUUCUGGUGAAGAGGAGGCAGGACGGGUUGCGGCCUUGGAGUUGGGCAUUACAUGGCCUUCGAGCUGGGACACGAAGUCUAUCGAGGAAGACUCUGAAGGCUAUGAGUCUUUCGACCCAGACGAUGUUUCAAAUCGCGUGGUCGAGACCUGCAAACUCUGUAACAAGAUGAAGCUGGUUGAGUGGCAUUGUCCGAAGUGUGCGGGCUUCGAACCCCGGGAGGUUCCUAUGCUGCUGCCGCCAACCUGGAUGCUUAGAGAGUCUAGCAGUGAAGAUUAUCAGCGGUCUACUGCUAAAGGAAACAAAGAAGCAUGGCAAAAUCCUUCAGAGACCCAAGGCCAUGCUAGCGAGGCGGCGGGCAGCCUGGAUGACUCUGAUAAGGAUAGUACAAAAGCAGAGGACUCCGAGAGCGACACAUCCAAUCCACCCUCCGUUUUCUCUUUGGCAACUCUGCCCUCAACUAUUAUGACAACAGACACGCGACUGACGGUAGAUGAGAUGCAGACAGCAAUUGAAGAGCUUGUCGGCAUAUUCUUUGACGAUACAGAAAUGACAGGUCUCUACGAGAAGGCCAUCGUUGAAAGAGAGGUUUCACUAGAACGCUUCGUCCGCAAUUUCCGACGACUGUUAAAGCAAUUCGCAUUGAAUCUGAAAGAGGAGGCGCGAGAAGCGAUUGAACUCGAUCUUUCAAAACUGAUCUUAAUGCGUGCCCGCCUUAUUGCCGAUAAAAUUGGAAACAAGCUUGAGCUGAAAUACUUGAAUGAACCUCCCACCCAUCUACCCCUGUCACCCUUCAUCCCACUCCGAACUCCUUCAGUCACUGAAAGCUUCAAACUCCAUAUAAUGGCCCAGCCAUCUCUGCCAGAAGGAAUAAUUGAGUCAAGCAGUGACGAGGAUGAAGAACCUGCAGAGACGUUUACCGCACUGGUGUCUCAUGGUCGAGACUUUAUCCUGGAGAGCGCUGCAAUUAAGAAUCUGCAAAAGGAUCUGGCAAACUUUAUCUUUCCAGAUGGACCGAUGGUAGGGGCGGACAUCAAACUUGAAUUUGGAAUAUCUAAGAUGAGGGGAGGCAUUGUAUUCCGCAGGUCUACGCGUCUUUGGGGAUUUCCGUUGAUAGACAUGGCCGCAACGAGAGCAAGAUUCCGGGCGAGGGGUAUGGAAAGAUACUGGUAUUGGAAUAAGUUUUUCCAACUAUGCCAGGUAGAGGAGGAUUUACCAGAAAAACAUACGCGGUUUAGAUGGACGAAUCGACAUGGCAAGAAUCUCUACGAUGACUAUGUCGAGCAUGAACCUGGUGCACUCCAAGCUCUUCAAGAAUUUUUGAAGGCAACGACCGUGCCGACAUAUAUCGUGGCUAAAGGUACUGAAAUUCAAGGCUCUUCAUCUGCAGCCGCUCGGUACACACCAAAUUCCGGCGGUCUUCAAGCAACACCUUGUGCAAGUACGCCUCAAGGCGGCGGCAAUGUCACCCAGUCAGCCAUCACCACUCCUGGCGGCCAACCUGCUAUAGCCUCACAACACAUAGGAACUGGCAUCCAAGAGUCACGCCCACUUCUAUUACUGUGUUGUAUUGAGCGUCGUGGCCGGCCAAUAAAGCUGCAUCAAGAAUACGUCACGCAAAUUACCGAUGAUCGACAACUCUUCCAUGCACUGCGUAAAAUCUACUUCAGUCACCGAAGAAAGUUUGAAUCAUUUUGGUCCUUGAGGAAAUUGCAUAGCAUUCAUUUUAUGAAGUUUUUAUACGCCGGCACAAACUACAUAGACAUUCGCUGUCAUCCAGAAAUCUGCAUCCCCGGCCAACCCUGCGCCUGCAUUCCACCACCAACCCUCGUCCCACCCCUGGGCUCAACCUAUCAAUGCCGACCAAUCCCCUCGAAACACUCCCCACCAAUCGGACCCCGCCUAAUGAUGGAUUUCUUCGAAGAUCCAGACAGCCGUCGCCCCGGCUCAGAUCUCGUUAUGCAGCAGCUACCCAAGAAAAUCGACACUGAGUUAACCUCUGACGGUAUUGAGAUCACAGAGGCAUGGGGGAUAUUUUACCGGGAGGAGUGGAAUUGGAGACGAAUAUGGGGGAUUUUGGGACUUGCCUUCUUCCCGCCGAGUCUUCUUUUUGGUGUUCUGUGGGCGAUCUUGAGGAAGGAUAUCCAAGGGGCGUUUGGGGUUGCGAGUUGGUGGAUGACUGGGGCGACGAUUCUACUUGGGGUCAUUGGGAGUUAUGUGCAAUGA
Penicillium subrubescens is the source of this 3075-nucleotide messenger RNA. RefSeq lists its product as uncharacterized. NCBI's taxonomy places the organism in Eukaryota, Fungi, Ascomycota, Eurotiomycetes, Eurotiales, Aspergillaceae. The transcript has 3 exons. The record is from RefSeq and is a predicted model, not a curated record. Bases 1 to 3075 code for a protein of 1024 amino acids.